Molecule: messenger RNA, 1564 nt
Organism: Rhopilema esculentum
Lineage: Eukaryota; Metazoa; Cnidaria; Scyphozoa; Rhizostomeae; Rhizostomatidae
Product: alpha-1,3-mannosyl-glycoprotein 2-beta-N-acetylglucosaminyltransferase
Biological process (GO): protein N-linked glycosylation
Cellular component (GO): Golgi apparatus
Molecular function (GO): alpha-1,3-mannosylglycoprotein 2-beta-N-acetylglucosaminyltransferase activity
Source: RefSeq, a predicted model, not a curated record
AACGAGUUUCGUGCAUAAAAAGGUCUUCAACAAGAUGGCUGACCAGAGGGAUGGCGAGUAGGGACGGCAACCGGUGAUGUUGACCCACAAUGUCAUUAUUUUGGAGGCCUAGACUAUCAUUGAAGUGGUUUUUAAUAAGUUGUAUGGUGACUGUUUUUCUUGUAGGUAAUAUUUUGUUGUUUAAAAAUUGGGGUCAUCCAAAUACAAAUGGGAUUCAACCCGUUAAAUUUUCUUCGCGAACCUAUGCUUUCCGCGAUUCGAACACCGACGAAGGUAGCCAGGGAAGAUGGAUUCUAAAGGAUAAUCACGAUGUGCACAAUAACCCAAAAAAUUAUGAGAUUGAGGGGAAACAAGCGAAAAUAAAAGUUUACACGAAAGCUGUUGAUGAAGUUGUUAAGAGUAACAAAGAUGGCACCGACAAGCUUUUAAAUGGAAACAAGAAUGUUCAACUACAGCAAAAAGAAUUUAAAUACAGAACUGCAAUAUUAGUUAUUGCUUGCAACAGACCAAGUGUUAGACAGUGCUUGGACCAAAUAUUCAGACACAAGCCCAAACAUGUUGACAUGCCAGUCAUUGUUAGUCAAGACUGUGGCGAUGUUCAGACAGAAAAUGUCAUCAAAUCAUACGGACAAAAACUUAAGUUAGUAAAGCAGCCGGAUUUUUCAGAUGUUGUUGGAGUUCCAGGUCACAUGAGACAUUUUAUGGGAUAUUACAAGAUAUCAAGGCAUUACAAAUUUGCUUUGAAGCAAGCAUUCAAAGAACCAAGCAUUGACAGUGUCAUCAUAAUCGAAGAUGACUUAGAUAUAGCUCCUGAUUUCUUUGAAUAUUUCAUGGCAACAAGACCUCUGCUGGACAUGGACAAGUCACUAUUCUGUGUUUCUGCAUGGAAUGAUAAUGGAAAAGAAGGGUUUGUAAAAGACCAUGAACUUCUUUAUCGCAGUGACUUUUUCCCUGGACUUGGUUGGUUGCUAACUAGGAAAUUCUGGGAAGAAUUAGAGCCAAAAUGGCCUCUUGGAUUCUGGGAUGACUGGAUACGGGAUCCUCAUCAAAGAAAAAACAGGGCUUGUAUAAGGCCGGAAAUCAGCAGAAGCAAAACAUUUGGUAGGGUUGGUGUCAGUCAAGGACAGUUCUAUGACCAGUAUUUGAAGUACAUUCAGUUAAAUGAUGAAUUCUUUGCAUUCAGAAAAGCAGAUUUAUCAUAUCUUUUGAAAUUUAACUAUGACAAGGAUUUUGUUUCAAGAGUAUACAAAAAACGACCUGUGAGUGCUGAUGACGUUUUGAAUGACUCUAUAGUUGAAAAUGCAGUGAGAAUACAAUAUAGUUCAAAUACUGAAGUUGAAUCAUUAGCAAGAAAAUUUGGGCUGAUGACUGAUUUAAAAGCUGGUGUGCCUAGAACUGCCUAUAAAGGGAUUGUGAGCUUUGUUCAUAAUGGAAAGAGAGUUUAUCUUACACCCCCAUCAGACUGGACAGGCUACAGUGAAAGCUAGAUGGCGACAGUUUAAUUAUUUUUGACUAACAAGAAAAUGUUUUUUUUCAAUAGAUGAGUGUCCUUUGAAAGAUUUAA